Cheilinus undulatus (humphead wrasse) is the source of this 1539-nucleotide messenger RNA. It is a transcript of the gene rnf183, whose product is annotated as ring finger protein 183. NCBI's taxonomy places the organism in Eukaryota, Metazoa, Chordata, Actinopteri, Labriformes, Labridae. Bases 178 to 1125 code for a protein of 315 amino acids. Gene Ontology annotation, molecular function: ubiquitin protein ligase activity. The record is from RefSeq and is a predicted model, not a curated record. The transcript has 2 exons. Gene Ontology annotation, biological process: protein ubiquitination.
UGUGCACUGACCAAAACACCUCCAGUGUGAGUUUGUGUUUAUAGGAAUGAAGUUGGCUGAAGUCUUCUCUGCACUGACGCACAACGGAGUUAUUUCAUCGCUCAGAUCAUCACUGACGACGCGAUCUGACAUUCAUCUACCCCUUCUGAAACCCAGAUCUAUCAUCAUCCCCCCAUCAUGAGCGAUGACUGGGACAGACACAGGCCUGAUAGGAGUCGCAGCCAGAGCCAUGCCCCCCGACAGACCCAGAAUGUAAAACCCAAACCCAACCAGAGCUACAGAGAGGACCACCUGAGGAAGGAGAAGCCGAGGAGGUCCAGGAGCACCGACUCUGAGAGGGCAGAAAGAGGCCGGAGGAGAGAACGAGACCGUCAUCAUGGAGAGAGGAGACAGAGGGGAAGGAGUGAGGAGGCCCGGAGGAGAGACGGGAGAGAGGGAGAGAGUGACCGGAGGAGGGUGAAACCCCCUGAGGAUGAUGUGGAGGACACAGAGUGUGCUGUCUGCUUCUGCUCCUAUGAUAACGUCUUCAAGACUCCAAAGCUGCUGGCGUGUGGGCACACCUUCUGCUUGGAGUGCUUGGCUCGUAUUAAUGUCACCUCCCCUGAGCUCAAGACCCUCUCCUGCCCUGUUUGUCGAGAGGUGACAGAGCUCCCCCACGGUCAGGACCUUCCCCGGCUGGGCAACAAUGAGGAAAUCAUUGGGAAACUGCCACCAGACAUGCAGAGAGCAUUAUCCAUCAAAUUCAAGCGCAGCAAAGGCAAACUCCUUUUGAAGAGCCCUCCUCCCAGCAGCCCAACCAGGACGAGCAUCCUCCCCCUGCCCAAAAAGAGCCAGGAUGGUCAGGUCACAGCAGGCGGGGACGUCAACCUGAACACCAUGGAGCAGGGGAUCGUCCCAGCCACAGAGGUGGACGUGGGCAGGCCUCCAAACAGAGUCCACGGACGUCUGCGCAGGUUGUUCCGCUCUGAUCGGUGCUACUACGCUGUGGUGGCGUCCAUCAUCACCAUCACUGUGGCGCUCAUGCUGGUGGGGAUCCUCGCCUUUGUCAUCAUACCCAACGUGAUCAUACAUCGGAGGCCGCCGAACCAACUAGGGAACCCAAACGGGACUGCAAUUGGACCCUGACAUGGGUGAUCAGACUUCAGAGACUGGAGCAGAGGGAGGGAAUGACAGACUGAAGCUGUUGUGGUUCUCAGAGAUCCUUGAUGAGAAAUGAUGAAGGAAAAACAAAGCACUGAGACACACUGUAGGCGGUUUAAAGUGAAGAAAUGAAGGAAAACAAGGGCAGCAACAUUUUUUAAACAGAGGACACACAGGCUCAUAGCUGCACAUGAGGGAAAACAGGGCAUCUGUGCAUUAUUUUUCUAUAGUAAGUGAUCACUGUGAAAGCCAAAAACACUAUCUUAAAGAAUCUAAUAAUAAGCUGUAUAUUUUUAAAUGCACUAAACUCUAUGAUAUGAAGAGGCAAGUAUUUAGGCAGAUUUCCAAAACAAGAUCAGGGUUUCUAGUUCUUCCAAAUUGUGUAUAAAGACUAACUGA